AUGGCCGGAAUACCACCAUCUGCGGCAGAACGCCGCACAUUUGCAAGCUUUUUUGCAAAACCUAAGGCUAUCAACACUAAUGCGUUUGAGCCCAAAACCCUACAAAACCCAAAAAAAGUCACAUUUUUUAAUGGAACACCGGAAUUGGAAUAUGACGAUGACGAAUUUGAAGAUUUGAUAGCUCCACAUAAGAUGAACCUUGUGGGAAAAUUCUCAUAUGGGCGUCCCAAAAUGGAGUUUCUGCGAGAUGAGUUUAAGAAGAUUGGCUUCAAAGGAGGUUAUGAACUUGGGCUCAUGAAUCCAAGGCACGUGUUGAUUAGGUUUGAAUUGGAGGAGGAUUAUCAACGGUGUUGGAUAACAUCUCUCUGGCAUAUUGGUAUCUUUCAAAUGAGAAUCUUAAAGUGGCAGCCGGGAUUCAAAUUUGAGGAAGACCCCCCAAUUGUACCAAUAUGGGUUUCACUGCAUGAACUCCCAUUGGAAUGGACACAUCCAUCAGUGCUUUAUUCAAUUGCCUCUGCAGUUGGCAAGCCCUUGCAGGUGGACGCUCCGACUCUCAAUCUGACAAGGCCUUCAGUGGCGCGGUUUUGUGUGGAAGUGGACCUUUUGAAAGAGCUGCCAAAAUCCAUUCGCCUAGGGAAGAAAGGGAAGAAGUUUGAGCAGUUUUAUACUUAUGAAUAUAUACCGGCUUAUUGUCAAUCCUGCUGUAAGAUCGGGCAUAAAGUAAUUGAUUGCAGAAAAGGGAAGGGCAAGAUAAAUGCGGUUCUGCGCAAGGAGGAACAAGCAGGGAUGGAAAAGCCGGCUGCGGAAAAGGUUGCGCUAUCAGAAAAGGUUUUGGUGGGAAGUAAGAAUGGACUUCGAUUGAAUCAGAAAAAAGUCAAAUGGGAUUCCAAAAGGAGUGCCAAGAAAGGUGAAAUGCAGGUUGGGACUAUUAAUGCCAAUCCUCAGAUCAUCAAUGAUCUUUCUACUAAAAUUACGGAGGCACAGGAUGCGGAAAAUCUAACUUUGCAGCCUGCAAGAAUUAGAUUAGUCGAUGGGGCUUCUGGCUCUGGUUUAAAAGAGAAGGAAAAGGAAUCUAUUAUUGUUGAUAUUGAAAGUAGUCCGAAACGAGAUUCGGGUGAUAAGACUGUGAAUGAUGUGAUUCUCUUUGAAGGAGACGAUAAUGCCAUAGUUGAUCCAAAGAUUCAGGUUGCGAGCGAAUUGCGACUGAGCUCGAAGGCGCAAGGGGAUUUCGACACUCAGCGUAACUCUGCCCAGCCAGAGACUUUGGAAACUAUAGUUGUUGACGAUCUGCACCUGGGUCAUAGUGCGCAAGGGGAUGCUGGGUUACAGUUGCAAACGUCACAACUCGAUCUUGAUGACACAAAUGGACCUCAUGUAGCCAUUGAGCAAGGGAAUAAGUUUGCGCUCCUUCAGAUUUGUGAUGAUGAUGGUGAUGUAUCUGAAAAUGGUGAUGAGGAGGAUCCUAUUAUUGAUCUUACGUUGGUUACGGGUAGAGAAUCCGUGAUUGGUGAUCCUCAAGGAUUGUAUGGUGAAAAUUCAGAAAUGGUGGCUGGUCUAGAAAUGGAAGCUGUGACAGUUAAUGACAUUCUGCAACCAGAAAUUAUUAAGCCAUCACUGAAAUACCCUGAUGAUUCGUUUCCAGCAGAAAGUGAAGGAAGUGAUGCUGCUGCGAUAGGGAACAUGGUCGAAGGGGAUAAGGAAAGGCUAACAUUGGAUACUGAACGUGGGAUCAAGACUGGGUAA
Oldenlandia corymbosa var. corymbosa is the source of this 1743-nucleotide messenger RNA. NCBI's taxonomy places the organism in Eukaryota, Viridiplantae, Streptophyta, Magnoliopsida, Gentianales, Rubiaceae. The record is from the annotation of a GenBank genome assembly.